Messenger RNA from Boleophthalmus pectinirostris (great blue-spotted mudskipper), 2568 nucleotides. RefSeq names its product centrosomal protein 55 like (gene cep55l). The record is from RefSeq and is a predicted model, not a curated record. The coding region runs from base 115 to 1728 and encodes 537 amino acids. The transcript is spliced from 14 exons. NCBI's taxonomy places the organism in Eukaryota, Metazoa, Chordata, Actinopteri, Gobiiformes, Gobiidae. Gene Ontology annotation, biological process: regulation of phosphatidylinositol 3-kinase/protein kinase B signal transduction; mitotic cytokinesis.
CUUCAGGAAACGAAAGCGUCCGAAACAAACCGUCCUGUUGUCAUCGUCAGUGAGCGUAUUUCAUCUAUCCAUCUACAGCCCAUUUUCUAUGCAGUGACUCAUUCAGUACAAGCCAUGACAUCUAAAGGUGCCAAAGAGACCAUUGUGUCCAAGUUGGGCUUCAAAUCAAGCAGUUCUUCCUCCAAAGUUGAGGCAGAGUUGGAUCGUGUGAAAAAGGAAAAUGCUCAUCUCAAAAAAAAGAUUGAAGACCUCGCCAAACGACACAUCCGACCACCUGACUCUGAUAAAAGCAAGUUGCUCGAGAGGAUCCUUUCUCUGGAGACACUACGGGAGAGAAAUAACCAGCAGUUGUUGGUCAAAGAGCAGGAACUUGAAACUUUGAGACAGCAGCUGACAGCUCGAGGAGGAGAGGUGGUGGCUUCACUGCAAGCCCAGCUGGAGCAGAGGAGGAGGGAGGCUGAGCAGAGAGAUGCCUUGUUCCAGAGCGUAUCACAAGAGACAGAGAACCUCAAAAACAAACUGGCCUCAGUGUCUGCGCGCUGCCAGUCCCUGGAAACACAGCUGGCAAAUGGACAACAAGCACCUCCUCCAGAAGUGGCAUUGGUGCAAGAUCAGCUGAAAGAUGCCCUUGAGAAAAACCAGCAGUGGUUGAUGUACGACCAGCAGCGAGAGGCCUAUGUGCAGUCCGUGCUGGCCCACACUCGAGAGCUGGAGCAGCAGCUGGCUCAGGCCAAACAGCAACAAGCUACGCCAGAACCAGCCUCAGAGGGUACAAGACUGUUCUCAAGAACCAGGUACAAACUGUUCGGGGAAUGUUUCGGAUCUAGGACAACAACUGAAAGAGUGUUCCGGGAAUGUACAUUACAAGCUGGUCAAGCAAAGGACGAUGAUCAGAAAAAGCACUUGGAGCAGAUGCUGGCGGUGGCGCAGAAAGAUUUAGAGACACAGAAAAAUGAGCUGUCCCGGACUCAACUUGAACUGCAACUUCAGAAGGAACAGAAUUCAAAGGCCCAGGCUGAAGUGGAGUCUCAAAAGCUGCAGGUUUCCCGGCUCCAAAGCCAGAUCGCAGCUUUGCAGAGCAGCUACGAGAUCAAAUGUACCGAGAUGUCAUCGCUUCAACGAAAGUACGAAGUCAAGAGCAGAGAGCUGGGGGAGGCCAGAGAGGAGCUGCAGGGGGAGAGGCUCAGAAAUAGAUAUACAGUGAAUGAGGAAAGAAAAGUGUCCUCCGAGAUGACAGACCGAAUGAGGAUUGAGCUGGAGACGACGGACAUGAGGCUUGAGGAAGAGAGAAAGAGAUCGGCUGAGCUUCUGUUACAGGUCAACAUGUUGCAGAAAUCUCUCUUGAGCCAAAAAGAAGAGCAAAUGAGAAUUGCUACUUUGGAACAGCAGAUCCAACUGUCUGCCAAAGAGUUUGAGAAUGAGAAGAUUGAUCGGCAGAGCAUGCAGCACCAGUUACAGAAGGUGCUGAAGGAGCUGCGGAAGGCUCGUGACCAGAUUGCUAAACUGGAAUCUGCUAAAACAUGCAACGCCCGCUUCUCUGAGCCAUCCUCUUAUAACCGCUUUGAGUUUGAGCGCCUCACCAUUGACGACCCCAUAGGACCCACUUCUCCGUCUAAAGUCCCCUGCCUGCUGGACGAGAGCUUUCUGGAGUGUCCCAAAUGCCACGCCCCCUACCCCACCAGCCGCCAUCGCGAGCUGCUUGCUCACAUUGACUACUGCAUGGCCUGAAGCAGUAAAAUGGGAUCUGGUUCAACACUGGUAGAGAUGAAACCGAAAUAUCCUAAUUUGUGAUUUGGUGUUCCUCUCUGACCCAUUCAAGUUUAAACUUAGUGUAUUUCUAAUUAUGUGAUAUUGGUAAUUUGGUAAUAUCUAAAUUGGAUUGAAGAUUUAAAAUUAUAUUGGAAAAGCAACAUAAUUUUUCCAUGUUUUAAAAGCUCUUGGUAAAACUUUUAUCCUUAUGUAUUUAUUUUUGGUGAAAACUGCUGUUUUUUUUUUUAUUUUGUUUUUGAAUCAUGUUUUGGUUAAUGGCUUUACAUUUUUGUAUCUUUAUUGUUUUGUAUCUAUAUUUGUUUACUUUUAGCUAUCAAAGUGAAACAUCACUCCACAUUUUAAUGCAAAAGUCAUCACUGAUCAAUCAUUAUUUAUUCAAGAAGGGAAUAUUACACAAACUUAUAUCUAAAUCAUGAACAAACUAUAUUGGACUUCUUUUGUUAGUACAUUGUAUUUAUAUUGCUUUAGUUUGUGUUACAAUCUCACAUGCAUUGCCACCUUGACUUUUCAAGCUUGCUGCCCGCCCGCUAAAGCUGGAAUGAGAUUGCAUUGUGUUAAUUCCUCGUACUAAACUAUUUAAAGGAGGGAUUAGUAAAGGUCUUGGCGAAGGAGAAAGGAGGCUAAGGUACCUGUAUGCAGUCUACAAGGCGAAUAGAAGGCAAAUGAAGUACCUUUUGUUUUUCUAAAUUACAUUUUUACAUUGUUAUAUAGAUUAUGUUGUGUAAUGUUGUAAUGUUCUCCAAAAAUUUAUUACUGUACUGUAUAAAAGGUGCAAUAAAGAUCCGAAUGUCUCUCCAA